Messenger RNA from Medioppia subpectinata, 529 nucleotides. NCBI's taxonomy places the organism in Eukaryota, Metazoa, Arthropoda, Arachnida, Sarcoptiformes, Oppiidae. The record is from the annotation of a GenBank genome assembly.
GAGUGAAGAUCGGAGUAGUAAUGAUCCGGCGUUUGUAAUCAAUAUGAAAGGCUGUGAGGUUACGCCAGAUGUGAACCUCAGUCAAGGCAAGUACGGCAUUAAACUAGAGGUUCCCAAUCAUGAAGGGAUGCAAGAGUAUUGGAUUAGAUGCGAAUCAGAGCACCAGUACGCCCGAUGGAUGGCCGCCAUACGACUGGCCACCAAAGGCCGAACAAUGGCCGACUCUUCCUACGACAGUGAAGUCAAAUCAAUUAUGAACUUUUUAAGCCUUCAACAUCCGGCGCACUCGGCCUAUACGGCGCCCAUCAGUUCCCAUCAAAUCGAAAACCCGGACGAUUACAUCGCUCCCCGAUUUUUAAGGAAGAAAGGCGGGCGACAGUGGGUUCAGCGCAUAGCGGACGCGCACUCCAACGUGAAGGGUCUGUCGCUAACUGAGGCCAAACUUCAUUUCAUCAAAGCCUGGCAGGCGUUACCCGAUUACGGAAUCUCUCUUUUUGUCGUCAAGUUUUCCACUUCUAAACGAGAGGUA